CUGUAACCUAGCUUUUCCUCGCAGUCCAAGAGUGACUCAUUCGCUUCCUUCAUAGCCGCCCCUAAAUCCCGCGGUCUUGCUCUCCCCCCGUCUAUAUAUGCUCCUCUUCCGUCGCACCCUCUCCUCGCUGAGCCCCAAGCACGAGCUUCUGUCGAGUUUCCGCCCCGCCCUCGUGAGAUCCUUCAGCAUUUUCCCCGCUAUGGCCGCCGCGCGUGAGCAACCGCCGUGGAAGCAACCCUCUCCCAGCCCCGAGUCGGCCUCAAAGCUGCCACCGUUGAAGCUAUGGAACUCGUUGACUCGAUCCAAGGUCCCGUUCGUUCCCCUCGAUCCCACCGGCAACAAGGUAACGUGGUAUGCUUGCGGGCCGACGGUAUACGAUGACGCCCACCUGGGACAUGCGCGCAACUAUGUGAGCACAGACAUACUUCGAAGACUGUUGCGUGAUUACUUCAAGUUCGACGUUAAGUUUAUUAUGAAUAUUACCGAUGUGGACGACAAGAUUAUCACAAGAGCCAGACAGCAGCAUUUGUUUAUGGAAUAUGUCACUUCCCAUCCUACCAUCGAUGAUUCCGUCGUCGAAACUAUCACAUCCGCCUACGAGAGCUACGUGAGAAAGAACCUGCCCUUGCUGGAGCACGUCCCGACACCGAAAGCGUUCCCUGAGGCGGUUGAAAUCAAAUAUGGAUUUGUGCUGAACGGUGGAGCUCUCGGUGGAACUGGCAAGCCGGGAGAUGCGGAAGCUAAGAUCAAGAUGCACAUAAGGACCGCGACUUCGGCAGCCAAGGCACUAUCCGAUAUCAUUUCUGAUCCGAAUGCAAUUCUAAGCGAGACAUUCUAUGACUUAGCGCAAGACGUUGUGCUGCCAUAUCUGGACAACCUAAAAGGACCGUCUAUUCGCGGCGAGGAUUACUCGAUAUUUACACAGCUAAGCCAAAGGUUUGAGGACCGGUUCAUGGAGGAUGCUCGAGCUUUAAAUAUCCUGGAUGCGGAUGAAGUCACCAGAGUAACCGAAUUCAUCCCCGAGAUCGUCAGUUUCGUGGAACAAAUAGUCCAACACGGAUUUGCCUAUGCCACUGCCGACGGAUCCGUCUACUUCGAUAUUGCUGCAUUCGAAGCCGCGGGGAAUCAGUAUGCCCGCCUGGAACCAUGGAAUAGGAAUGAUACUGCACUCCAGGCUGACGGAGAAGGUGCUUUAAUCAACAAAACAGUGGAGAAGCGAUCGAAAGCAGAUUUUGCCCUCUGGAAGGCAUCCAAGGCUGGCGAACCGAGUUGGCCAAGCCCUUGGGGACUAGGUCGUCCCGGAUGGCAUAUAGAGUGCUCUGCUAUGGCAUCUGCCAGACUUGGAAAACAGAUGGAUAUUCACUCCGGUGGCAUUGACUUGGCAUUUCCUCACCACGACAAUGAGUUGGCGCAGAGUGAGGCUUACUGGCACAAAGGAUGUAGUCACGAUCAGUGGGUUAACUACUUCCUUCACAUGGGCCACCUGUCCAUUCAAGGUUCCAAAAUGUCGAAAUCUCUCAAGAACUUCACCACCAUUCGCGAGGCCCUCGAAAGGGGAGACUGGACUCCCAGAAGUCUUCGCAUUGUGUUUUUAAUGGGAAAUUGGGCAGACGGAAUUGAGAUCACAGAGGACCUCGUAAAGGCAGGAAAUGCUUGGGAGGAGAAGUUGAAUAAUUUCUUCCUCAGCGUAAGAAACUUGGCGGCCGAGAACGAGCUAUCAUCGUCAACAGACGACGCUUUGGCGCUUCAAUUGAAAUCUGCGCAGAAAGCCGUGCAUGACAGCUUGUGCGACUCGUUUAACACUGCUGGCGCCAUGAUAGCAAUUUCGGGGCUUGUUACGCAGUAUAACAGCGCCGAUAAGUCAAAACUAAAUGCUCAAGACGUCCAAGACGUUGCUAAAUGGGUUACUAGCAUGGUUAAUAUAUUUGGUCUAAACGGCUCGGCUACGCCAGCUUCAGAAGAGAUCGGUUGGUCUGGUAUUGAAGUUCCAGAAGCCGCCAAAGCUUUCCUUUAUCCUUUGUCAGCCAUGAGAGACGUUCUUCGGGAGAAAGCUCGAAGCAAAUCCGGCUUCUCCGUGGACACUAUCAAGUCAGUUGCGCGGACGGGACAAGAAGCUUUGAAGCAGAAUCCAAACCCUUCCGAGGAGGCCAAGCCAUACGAGAGGGUGCUAAGCGAUUUUUGCACCAAACUCGAAUCAUUUGAACAGACAGACACCGUCUCUAAAGAAAUUUUGGCUCUGUGCGAUCGUUUGCGGGAUGUCGAUCUUUUUGAUCUUGGAGUAUAUCUUGAGGAUAGACAUGAGAAGCCAGCGCUCGUUCGAACGGUCUCGAGAGAGCUAAUGGCAGCGAGGGAGGAGAAAGUGGCCCGCGCAAGAAAGAAGCAGUUAGAGAGAGAGGCUAGAGAGAAAGAAGCUAGAGAAAGGGCGGAGAGGGGUAGACUUAGCCAUUUGCUUAUGUUCCGGACAAACGAAUAUAGCGCGUGGGAUGAAAAUGGCAUCCCGCUCAAGGAUGCUGCAGGAGAGGAUCUGAAUAAGAACAGAUAUAAGAAGCUGAAAAAGGAGUGGGAGAGGCAGAAGAGGGAACAUGAAGCCUGGUUAGCCAAGCAACCAGGCUUGUAGAGUAUGCACCCUUCACCGACGUCUGAGG
This is a messenger RNA of Coccidioides posadasii C735 delta SOWgp, 2645 nucleotides long. RefSeq lists its product as uncharacterized. Lineage: Eukaryota; Fungi; Ascomycota; Eurotiomycetes; Onygenales; Onygenaceae. Gene Ontology annotation, biological process: cysteinyl-tRNA aminoacylation. Gene Ontology annotation, molecular function: cysteine-tRNA ligase activity; ATP binding. Gene Ontology annotation, cellular component: cytoplasm. The record is from RefSeq and is a predicted model, not a curated record.